Messenger RNA from Penicillium manginii, 1110 nucleotides. RefSeq lists its product as uncharacterized. Bases 1 to 1110 code for a protein of 369 amino acids. Gene Ontology annotation, molecular function: dioxygenase activity. NCBI's taxonomy places the organism in Eukaryota, Fungi, Ascomycota, Eurotiomycetes, Eurotiales, Aspergillaceae. The record is from RefSeq and is a predicted model, not a curated record. The transcript is spliced from 6 exons.
AUGCCUGGAAAAAUACUAGAAAGUUACGAUCACGUACCUGUAACCAAGGAAGAUUUGGACUGGGCAGAGCUCAUAACCCUUGAUCUCAGUGAAUAUGAGCAGCCUGGGGGGGAAAGAGUCACUAGUGAAAAAACUCGAACACGCUGGUUCUUCUAUGUGAAAAACUUCAAUAUUGACCAAGAGGAAGUCAAUCGCCAAUUUGCGCUUGGUCGAGAGUUCUAUACACUGCCUCUUGAGGAGAAGCUCAAGUAUCACAAUGCAGAUGAUCUAGUCAGGGGAGAAUAUAACGGAUAUCGGCCCGCCGGUCACCGCAUUCUCGGGAAUGGAAUCAAAGAUAACGUGCAGGUGUAUAACAUUCCCAAAUUUGACGGCUAUCACCAACGACAACAACCCGCCAUCAUUUCCGAGAACAUUGCUGAAGUUGAAGCUUUCAGCCGGAAAUGCCACACAGAGGUGGUUGAGAAACUCCUCCGCCUAUUUGCCAUUCUUUUGGAGCUUCCUGACGAGGAGCAGCUGGUUCGCGACCACCAAUACGACGUUCGCGGAGAGGAUCACCUGCGCUAUAUGCACUACGCAGCACGCAGUGCUGAAGAAAACGAGAAAGUUGGGAGUCUUUACAGUCCCGGCCAUACCGACCUGGGAACGGUAACUCUACUUUUCCGACAGCCCGUGGCAGCCCUGCAAAUUCUCAACUCCGAGGGGAAUUGGAAGUGGGUGCGCCCGCAAGAUGGAACCAUUACGAUCAACACCUGUGAUGCUUUGACAGCACUUACGGGAGGAUUGAUUAAGUCCAGUGUUCAUCGGGUGCAUGCGCCUCCAGCGGACCAGGCGCAUGUUGACCGAUUGGGUGUGCUGUAUUUUGCCCGCCCAAAUAAUCACGUCGUCCUGGAUCCGAUUACAAAUAGCCCGCUCCUUGAGCGCCUCGGGUUGACGAAGAAUGUUUUUACCGAGCUCGGUCAACAUCUGACGACUGAGCAGUGGGUGAAAGUGCGGCAGACACAGCAACAACGACGGAACAAAGAUGUCAAGGUCUCUGAUGAUGGAAAAUACACCUAUGGCUCCAAAGAUCUUGAGAUCCUUCCUGGAUUGAGUGCGAAGAUCUACAAUUGA